AUGGAGGGCGUCAACGUGGCUAAGUGCUCCAAUUUGUACUUUCAAACACCGCUUUUGCAAAGUACGUGUUUGUCAAAUAGGUUUGGAUACGAUGUUCAUCUGAAGCUGGAAAAUGUACAGCCUGCUGGUUCGUUUAAAAUUCGCGGUAUUAGUAACAGGUGUAAGAAGGCUGCAGAGGAAGGUUACACUCAUAUUGUCUCAUCAUCAGGAGGUAAUGCUGGGCUUGCGGCAGCUUAUUCGGGAAGGAUGCUAAAAAUGCCUGUAACAGUUGUUGUCCCAGAGACCACGCCCGAAGUCAUGAGAAAUAGGAUAAAAGAAGAAGGUGCCAGUGUAAUUGUGAAAGGCAAGGUUUGGGAUGAAGCGAAUUCCUAUGCGAUGAGUCUCACGGAGAAACCUGGUCAUUUCCUAGUGCACCCGUUCGACCAUGAAGACUUAUGGGAGGGUCAUGCAACGAUGGUUCACGAAAUAGCGGCAAGUCUCCCCCGGAAACCUUCAGUUGUUGUCGCGGCGGUCGGGGGUGGAGGCCUGCUCUGCGGGGUGCUGAAAGGACUACAUGACGUGGGUUGGAGUGACGUGCCUGUCGUUGCUAUGGAAACAGAAGGAGCCAAUUGUCUGGCUGCGUCAAUACAAGCCGGACGAGUCGUUACGAUCCCAGAGAUAACGAGCCUCGCGAAAUGUCUGGGAGCUCAAACACCUUGUGAAGAAGCUUACAAUUGGACGUCUCGUCAUAAUCUUAUUUCUCACGUUGUACAAGACAAGGAUGCACUCAACGCUUGUCUUAAUUUUGCUGAUGAUCAUCAAAUGCUAGUUUCUCUGGCGUGUGGGGCGGCGCUCUCAGCCGUAUACUCGGGCAUAUUGCCAAGUUUAAAAAACCAGGGGAAACUUCAAGCGCUCACGGAUGCCGUGGUGAUUGUAUGUGGGGGGAAUGGGGUGACGUUGAAAAGACUACAGGAGUGGAGGGAUAGUGUUGGGGACUUUCAUGAGGUGUUAGUCGAUUUGGGCUGAAUCAAGUUUUCGUCGGAAUAAUAUGCGAGAAGAUCAAGACCUUAGCUGGUGUAUAAAAGAAACUGAAUAAAGCUAUAAUUAUGGAUGAACUACAUCACAAUAUGAAGCCAACUACGUAUCAUAUAUCACGCACUUUAAAUACUCCUGUGGUGAAAUCCUCCGUAAUUUAUUAGGAAUUUGUAGAAUUAGAACGUAAUUUAUGAUAAUAUAAUCUCAUUAAAUUCCAGACAUGCGUGGUUUGGAAAAUGAAAUUGCGCCGUCGGUCCGUCAGCAGUGAUCACGAUGGGUUUAUGCGCAGAAGAAGCUAGUUUUGCUUGAAAGUUCUCGAGGUAUUGUCUCUCUUCGACUCCCAGCCACAAACAGCGUGGAUCGACGUUUGAAAGCUCAGAAA
This is a messenger RNA of Dendronephthya gigantea, 1396 nucleotides long. RefSeq names its product serine dehydratase-like. The transcript has 9 exons. Gene Ontology annotation, molecular function: threonine deaminase activity; L-serine ammonia-lyase activity. The record is from RefSeq and is a predicted model, not a curated record. Gene Ontology annotation, biological process: L-threonine catabolic process; L-serine catabolic process. Lineage: Eukaryota; Metazoa; Cnidaria; Anthozoa; Malacalcyonacea; Nephtheidae. The coding region runs from base 1 to 1005 and encodes 334 amino acids.